Molecule: messenger RNA, 1759 nt
Organism: Pieris napi
Lineage: Eukaryota; Metazoa; Arthropoda; Insecta; Lepidoptera; Pieridae
Gene: Josd
Product: josephin-1
Exons: 4
Coding region: 231-947 (238 amino acids)
Biological process (GO): protein deubiquitination
Molecular function (GO): cysteine-type deubiquitinase activity
Source: RefSeq, a predicted model, not a curated record
GAUUAUUGUUCUGUGGACUAUCACCUUCAAAUGUAAAAAGAUAAUAAUUCUCAUUUCUCAGUUUUCCACAAAUUUUCAGUUUGUUUAGUCAAGUCAGAAAAAUACUCAACUAUUGGAUGGAUAUAGUAAUAUUUUUGGUAACCUAGUAAUUUAAAAAGGCAGGUCUUAAAAACACACGAGUUAACAUCAUGAAGUCUGUUAGGACUCUAUUCUAAUAAGAAACACAUUAAAUGGUGAUAAACGAAAUGACUUCAAAACCUCAAAUUUACCAUGAAAAACAAGUAAAAGAGCUUUGUGCAUUGCAUGCUCUAAACAAUUUGUUUCAGACGCGGAACACAUUUUCAAAAUCUGAUUUAGAUACAAUAUGUAGAAGUUUAUCACCAAAUGUAUGGUUUAAUCCACACAGAUCAAUGCUUGGUUUUGGAAAUUAUGAUAUAAAUGUAAUAAUGGCAGCACUUCAAAAGCAAGGAUGUGAAGCUAUAUGGUUUGAUAAGAGAAAGGAUCCAGGUUGUUUGGAUCUAUCAAAUAUAUUUGGUUUCAUUUUAAACGUUCCAUCAGACUAUAAGUUAGGAUUUGUUAUGUUACCAAUUAGGAGAAGGCAUUGGAUCACAAUACGGCAGAUUCAGGGAAACUUUUACAAUCUGGAUUCCAAGUUAGAUUCACCUCAGCUUAUUGGUAGGGGCAGUGACCUAAUAUCUUACCUGAAAGAGCAACUUGAUUGUAAAGAGAAAGAACUGUUUGUGGUUGUGAGUCAAGAAGUAGAAGAAAAACAGCUCUGGAUGCACCAAUACACAAUUAAUAUAGUUCAAGAAGCGCACAUAAAGGAUUCACUAACAAACUGCCACAGUAUUGACAGUAUUAACUCUGAAAAUGAGUAUAGAAAUAGAGAUGCUGAAGUCCUCAGAUUAAAUGAAGUAAGAAACUGUAUUACCGAGAAUAGUUUUUAAUUAUGUGUUAAUUUGUGAUGUGUCAUAAUAUUUAUAGAAUAAUAUUUCUAAAUUCUGUUCUUCUAUGUAUGCUGAACUCAGUCUAUUAGUUUAAAAAUUGCUCAAUUUUUCUAGAUUUUAUACCAGUUCUAGAUUGAUUUGAUUUGGUAAUCAAAUAUUGUAUGGCAGGCAAUUACAUAAAAACAAACCAGACAUCAGGAACUGGUGGUUGGAGCAUUAGUUUUUUGUUAUAUUUAUUUCUUUGGGUACGUUUUAUCACAAAAUUAUUUUAAUUUUAACCAUUAUUUAUUAACAACUAAUUAUUUUACAGAUUGUUAACUUUUUUCUAUUUAUUGUUUUAUUUAUUCAAUUUUGUUAUGUAUGAUAGGUCUUGUCUAUAGCAAUAUACGGCCUAAUCAUAAUAAUUAAGGUUUAUAAUAACACUUAAGCUCAAUGACCAAAUUCUCAUAAUUUUAAUAUUAGGAGUGUAAAUAUUGGGAGUGUAAAUUUGUAGCUACAAUAUUACACAUUGUUCAUUUUGGUCUCAUAUAAUUACAGAAAUUUGUUAAAACAAGAUUUAUCACACUUUUAAGAUAUAUAACAAACAAUAUUGUAUCUAAAUAAAAAUAUCUGACUUUAGAUGAUGUCAUAUUUUCACAUAUUUAAAUUAUUUUACACUCCAUGUUAUUUUAUGCUAUCUCGUAGAUUUUUUAUAAAUUGUUAGUUCUAAGUGAAUUCUCGUGUGUGUUCUUAUGUAUAUGAAUUUUUCAGGUGCAUUACUAAUAUACGGUCAUUAAAAGUUUUAAAAUGUAAAAGAACUUCUUUGACAUGUG